Messenger RNA from Argentina anserina (silverweed cinquefoil), 1134 nucleotides. RefSeq names its product NAC domain-containing protein 72-like. NCBI's taxonomy places the organism in Eukaryota, Viridiplantae, Streptophyta, Magnoliopsida, Rosales, Rosaceae. Bases 1 to 1134 code for a protein of 377 amino acids. The record is from RefSeq and is a predicted model, not a curated record. The transcript has a single exon. Gene Ontology annotation, molecular function: DNA binding. Gene Ontology annotation, biological process: regulation of DNA-templated transcription.
AUGGAGGAUCAUGCGCUUCUGCCUGGCCAAAGGUUUUGCCCCAUGGAGGACGAGCUUCUCUUGUACUACCUCAAGCCCAAGGUGGAAGGGAAGGAAGUACCCGGCAAAGAAUCCCUUGUUUGCGAGUUGGAUCUUUAUGGCGAUCAAGAACCAUGGAUGAUAUGGGAAAGGUUCGAAGCAAGAAGGGCGAAUGACUUGAGGAAGUACAAAGAUCUGUACUUCUUUACCCAGAAGAAGAAGGCGAGUGCAAAAGGCUCGCGUGCAUGUCGGAAAGUUGGAAGUGGUACUUGGAAAGGCCAAAACGGAGCCAAGAACGUGUAUCUUCUUGAUGAGAAUCAGAUGCCAACCUCCACCCUUCUUGGUUUCAAGAAAACCUACACCUACCGGAACGAGGGAUCUGUGCAUCAUGGUCGCUGGAUCAUGUACGAGUUUGAACUCUUUGCCAAGAAACAAGUGAACAAGAACGACUAUGUUCUUUGUUUACUUAGGAAAAAUGAUGAACUCCCAGAAAAGAAGAGAAAAAGGGAACAAAAAGAGAAGAUAUUGGAGGACUGUGUUGACGAUGAAGAUGGAGAGAGUAAUCUGAAUAGCGAUCCCGCGUCGGUAGUUGAGGAGCCGCAAGAGAAGCGGCGACGUCGUGAUCUCCCUUGCUCAACCAAGCCGCAAGAUGAUAUUGUGGCAGCACCAUCGUUCGAGUGGGCCGACAUAGAACAAUGGUACAACCAAGCGUCCCCAUCAGAAGCUGAACAAGAAGCCGGACCAGCACCAUUAGAAGAUGAGCCACAUGUUGCUUUGCAAGGGAAUGAGGAUUUGGGAAUGCAACAACUCCCAACUGAAGAAAACUUGGGACAGAAUUUUCCUAAUAUGCCAACCUUUGGUGCUAAUGGAAUAGUAAUGAGUGGCCUUGACUCCCACAAUGAUGGAAAUAUGGAGCAGCAAAUGGGAGAUGAAUUUGAUCUCAUGACAGAAAGGGAUGUCAAUGACGUCUAUGGUGGGAAUUUGAGUGAACUUCUUGCUAGCGAAGGUUGGAGCGAGUCUUUCCUUGAAGAUCUACUGAAUGAUGAUCAACUGAAUAGCGUGGAAGUUGGCGACGGGAGUGAUGGCCUCUUAGAUUUUAGUUCCAUGGCAUUUUAG